GUGACUUCCUGUCCAAGCACUCUAUUGUUCUUUAUGAGGAUUUUCAAAUCUUAUUUUGGAGGUUAAAAAAAAACGCGCCGAUGGUGCCGGCUCUGCCCAGGCGGCGCUUCCUCUCGCUUUUCCCACUUGUUAUUCCAUCUGGGGGAAGGAAGAUGUCGGGGGAGGAGGUCGACGACGGCCGCCGGUGGCGUCUUCGCGAUGUUGAGAAAUCUCAGCAAGUUCAUCGUAGAUAUAGUGUGGGACUCGUUUAACACAACUUAGCAAGCCUGGUGUGCACAGAACAAGGAUACAAGCUGUAAGGUUGACUGCCUGUAAUAUGGUAUCCUGACAGUUCCUAGCAACGUAUCGUGGAGGUACAGUGCUGUGACUGUUGCUUGCUGAGAUGGUAUUUCUUCAUACUGUGACGGCUCUGUUGUUGGGAGAAGAUUUAAGGAUGUCUAAGUUAAAGCAGUACAGCAGGCCAAGGAUACUACAACCAGAGUAUUUCUGAGAGCUUUUAAAGCCAUGGAUAGGUGUAAGCACGUAGGGCGUCUGCGACUCGCCCAAAAUCACUCCAUAUUGAAUCCCCAGAAGUGGCAUUGCAUGGACUGCAACACCACUGAAUCUGUUUGGGCCUGUCUUAAAUGCUCCCAUGUGGCAUGUGGCCGCUACAUUGAGGAGCAUGCACUCAAACACUUUGAGGAAACUAGGCAUCCUUUGGCUAUGGAGGUCAAUGAACUUUAUGUCUUUUGUUAUCUUUGUGACGACUACGUGUUGAAUGACAAUGCUACAGGGGAUUUAAAACUGUUGAGAAGCACUUUAAGUGCAAUAAAGAACCAAAAGUGCAGUCCGAUGGCACGCAAUGGCAGGGCAUUGCGGUCAAUGGCUUGUGGGGAAUCUCCUUGUUCGUUUCAGAAGAACAAAAAAGGGCAGACUCAUAGUACAGAGCAGAUGUUCACUGCUCUUUGGCACAGACGCCAGUCUUUGCUAACAAAGGCAAUGCGCAUUUGGUUUGAACAAACAACCAGCGGUAAACGUAGAUUGGAAGAAAAGCGGCUGCAGGAGGAAAUAGACAGAAGAAAGGAGGAAGCAAGGAAGCGCCGACAGGAGCUAAAGCGUAAAUUCAUGGAGGAGCUUGUUAACGCUCCACCUCGGAAAAGUGCAAGGAUUUUAUUUCAAAUCCGGAAGGAGGACCAUAUCUCAAAGUGCAAAAAACCAACUGGAAAAAAGGUGCUACAAACUGCCCCUACCUCAAAACGACAAAGGAACAAAAUUAAGCGGUAUUAUGCUACCAAGCGUAAACCAGUGGUAACUCCUGGUGUUACGGGUCUAAGAAACCUUGGUAAUACCUGCUACAUGAACUCCAUCCUGCAAGUACUCAGUCACUUGCAAAAGUUCAGAGAGUGUUUCUUAACCCUUGAUCUCUGUGAGACUGAAGAACUAUUAGCAAGGACCACAAAUGGCAAAACGCGAUUGUCCAACAAGGUCACACUGGGGAUUAGUCCUGCAUCGUGCAUAGCAGGAAGAAAUGAUCAUGUGGGAACUUCAGGGAGAUACAGUAUGCCAGCAGGUUUGAACGGAGGUGCCUCUAUGGCCAGGAACCUGGAACUUAUUCAACCCAAGGAGCCUAGUUCGAAGCACAUCUCUCUUUGCCAUGAACUUCACACACUCUUUCGAGUAAUGUGGUCUGGGAAAUGGGCUUUGGUAUCCCCGUUUGCUAUGUUGCACUCUGUAUGGAGCCUCAUCCCAGCAUUUAGGGGAUAUGGUCAGCAAGACGCUCAGGAAUUUCUUUGUGAAUUACUGGACAAAGUGCAGCAGGAGCUGGAAUCGGAAGGCACAAAGCACAGGAUCCUUAUUCCUUUCUCUCAAAGGAAGCUCACCAAGCAGGUUCUCAAGGUGGUGAACACCAUCUUUCAUGGGCAGCUGCUCAGUCAGGUAAACGAAAAUGACAGUGUGUGCAGUCUUAUUUUAAUUUAA
This is a messenger RNA of Rhincodon typus (whale shark), 1956 nucleotides long. RefSeq names its product ubiquitin specific peptidase 49 (gene usp49). Gene Ontology annotation, molecular function: zinc ion binding; cysteine-type deubiquitinase activity. The record is from RefSeq and is a predicted model, not a curated record. Lineage: Eukaryota; Metazoa; Chordata; Chondrichthyes; Orectolobiformes; Rhincodontidae. The transcript is spliced from 4 exons. Gene Ontology annotation, cellular component: cytoplasm. Bases 505 to 1956 code for a protein of 483 amino acids. Gene Ontology annotation, biological process: protein deubiquitination.